CGCCUUUUCACCUCAUAAACACAAACAAAACGAAUGGAAAUUCAACUAUUCGACAUUUUGACCAUUUUGUUUCUUAUUUGUUUGGCAAAUAGAAGGGAUAUUAGAGGCAGAGCACAAUACAAUACGAUAAUACGAAAUAAAUUUGUGUCUGCCCAAGCUCAACUUGGAUCUUAGAUAAAAUAGAAGUAUUCUAAUUAGGAGGACCAAGAAUAAAGAAUCCUAGUUUAAGGGCUUAAGGCUUGGGUUUGAGUUGAUGGUGGACACUAAUAGUGAGUGGUGAACCUAUUGAUUGUUUUAGAUCUACUUUAUACGUGUCCAAAGCAGAGUACAUAAAAUCAGAAUCAAAUAUGGAAAUGAAACAAGAAGCUAGCGAGACAACUCGUGAAAUAAAAGUGGAUGAGACGUGCGUUGGUCCUUUGGAUUCCUUCAAGAUUGAAAUCAAGGAAGAGCCUAAGAGAGAAACUGCAAACAAUGCUUUUGAUUAUUUAGACUCAAAAAAUGCGGUGUUCCUAAAAACUGAAGUAGAACAAGAUGAAUAUAAAUUUACACCAUUUGAAGAAAAGCAAACAAGGAAUGAAGAAAGUAAAAGUUGUUUCCAAGAAGAGAACGAAAUUAAAAUUAUUGAAACAUUCACUGCACAUUCAUCUCAUACAGGAAACUAUACAGGUCAUCACAUUGAAGGUCGUUCCCAAGAAGAUAACGAAAUGAAAAUGAUUGAAACAAUAACUGCACAUUCAUCUCAUACAGGGAACUAUACAGGUCAUCACAUUGAAGGUUAUUCCCAAGAAGAGAACAAAAUGAAAAUUAUUGAAACAUUAACUGCACAUUCAUCUCAUACAGGAAACUAUACAGGUCAUCACAUUGAAGGUUGUUCCCAAGAAGAUAACGAAAUGAAAAUGAUUGAAACAUUAACUGCACAUUCAUCUCAUACAGGAAUCUAUACAGGCCUACAUCACAUUGAAGGUUGUUCCCAAGAAGAGAACCAAAUGAAAAUGAUUGAAACAUUUCAUUCGUCUCAUAAAGGAGAAUAUACAGGUCAUCACAUUGAAGGUUGUUCCCAAGAAGAGAACAAAAUGAAUAUUAUUGAAACAUCAACUGCACAUUCAUCUCAUACAGGAAACUAUACAGGUCAUCACAUUGAAGGUUGUUCCCAAGAAGAGAACAAAAUGAAAAUUAUUGAAACAAUACAUUCGUCUCAUAACGAAAAAUAUACAGGUCAUCACAUUGAAGAAAACAUAUUAAAUAAACAUUUGAAAGUUGGGACUGGACAGAGACCUUACAAAUGUGAAAUUUGUUUCAAGCAGUUUAUUAAAACAAGUCAUUUAAAAGCACAUUUGAGAGUGCAUACUCGAGAAAAAUUGUACAAGUGUGAAACUUGUUUAAAAGAGUUUAUUACUUCAAGUCAGUUGAAUAGACAUUUGAAAGUACACGCUGAGGACAAACCGUUUAAGUGUGAAGCUUGUUUCAGACAAUAUGUUGAUGCUAGUAGCUUGAAAAUACAUUUAAGAGUACACACUGGAGAAAAACCGUACCAGUGUAAAAUUUGUUUUAAACAAUUUAGUAGAACAAGUACUUUGAACAAACAUUUGAGAGUGCACGCUGGAGAAAAAUCUCGCGUGAAAAAGUGUGAAAUUUGUUUUAUUACGACAACUGAUUUGAAAAAACACUUGAGACUGCACACUGGAGAAAAACCGUACAAGUGUGAAACUUGCUUAAGACAGUUUGCUGAUGGCAGUAGUUUGAAAGUACACUUAAGAGUGCACACUGGAGAAAAACCGUACAAGUGUGAACAUUGUUUAAAGCAGUUUAUGAGUGCAAGUAAUCUGAAAAUACACCAGAGAUUGCACACUGGGGAAAAACCACAUAAGUGUGAAACUUGUUUAAAGCAGUUUAUUACGAAAAGUCAGUUGAAAAAACAUUUGAGAGCACAUACUGGUGAAAAACCGUACAAGUGUGAAACUUGUUUUAAACAGUUUGGUGAAGCAGGUAGUUUGAAAGCACAUUUGAGAUUGCACACUGGAGAAAAACCACACAAGUGUGAAAUCUGCUUGAAACAAUUUAAUACAACAAGUCAUUUAAACACACAUUUGGCAACACACAGUGGAGAAAAGCCUUAUGAUUGUGAAAUUUGUUGCAAGCAAUUUUCUAAAACCAGUAAUUUGAAAAUUCACUUGAGAGUGCACACUGGAGAAAAACCCCACAAGUGUGAGACUUGUUUAAAGCAGUUUAUUACAAUGAGUCAAUUGAAAAAACAUUUGAGAGUGCACACCGGAGAAAAACCACACAAGUGUGAAAUUUGUUUCAGGCAAUUUACUACAGCAAGUGAUUUAAAAGUACACUUGAGAGUGCACACUGGAGAAAAACCAUACAAAUGUGAAAUCUGUUGUAAGAAAUUUUCUCAACUAGGUCAUGCCAAAGAACAUGUGACAUCGCACACGUCGCACAGUGGAGAAAAACCUUACAACAAGUGUGAAAUUUGUUUUAAGCAAUUUCUUACAACAAAAAGUUUAAAACAACACGUGAGACGACACACUGGACAAAAACCAUACAAGUGUGAAAUUUGUUUUAAACCAUUUUCUCAACUAAGUCACGUCAAAGAACAUAUGACGUCGCACACUGGAGAAAAACGUUACAAGUGUAAAAUUUGUUUAAAGGAAUUUACUACAGCAAGUGUUUUGAAAAGACACUUGAGAGUGCACACUGGAGAAAAACUGUGCAAAUGUGAAAUUUGUUUUAAGCAGUUUACUAGAACAACUGAUUUGACAAAACACUUGAGACUGCACACUGGAGAAAAACCAUACAAGUGUGAAAUUUGUUUGAGGCAAUUUGUUGAUUCUGGUAAUUUGAAAAAACAUUUGAGAGUGCACACUGGAGAAAAACCGUUUAAGUGUGAAACCUGUUUAAAGCAGUUCAUGAGUACAAGUAAUCUGAAAAUACACUUGAGAGUGCACACUGGGGAAAAACCGCACAAGUGUGAAACUUGUUUAAAGCAGUUUACUUGGAAAAGUCAGUUGAAAACUCAUUUGAGAGUGCACACUGGAGAAAAACCGUAAAAGUGUGAAACUUUACAAGUGAGCCCAUCAGAAUCAAAACCUGCUAAAUCCUAAAUUUUUCGUUUUCCCUUUUUUUUUACACAAUUUCAAAGUUCAAGUAUCUAUUAAUCUACAGGCAUAAGGUUUCGGCUCAAAACCUUCUAAAUACCACUCAAAUGUUAACGUAGAAUCAAACCUUGCUAUGUCCAUAGUUUUAUGAACAAUAAAAUACCUCUUUUUCUCGUAUAUUUUGUAUGUUUACCUAUCAACAUGGUUCAAUAUCUACUUUUAGUGCAUUAAUUUCGUGUAAAAGCAAAAGCAGUUUUAAAUGAGCAAUAUUAUGAGGGUUUAGAAUCAAAAUCUGCUAAAUCCAAACUAAAAGUACAUAUUUCUGAAGAUGUAUGGGACAUGCAGAAAAAUGACUAUGCCAAAUUCGUGUGCUAUUUUAUGACAUUUAUUAAUGCUACUUUGAUUAAGAAAUGCCGGAUACUUUUUGGGAAAUUUACAUUUUCAAUAUUUUUUUAGUCUCCUGAAAAAUUUCAAAUAAUGAAUCUAGCAGGUUUUGAUUCUACAGGCCUCAAGUCUGAAUUUUUUUAAAGCGUGAAAUUUAUUGAAAUAGAACCCAAUGGAGGGACUGAGGGAGGGACACCCAGUGGAGAAAAACCUUACAAGUUUGAAAUUUGUUUUACUACAACUGUUGUGCAUGUUUAUUGGAUAUAUGUAUACAAUCGUCACAAAAAGUAUCCCAUAAAUGUAUUAAGUCGGAAGUUUCGAUUAGUAUCUCCUAAAUUUUUUGGAAAUGCCAGCAUAAAAUAAAUGCUAGCAUAAAAUAAAAUUGUGGACGUUUAAAAACUGGCUUGUGCAUCUAUGCAUGAUAUGCUACGCUGAGAGCUAAGUACAGUCAUUAGGUAUAUAAAAUUUGUGCAUUUAUACCGAAAUACACUGACCGGCACAAAAAACGGCCGUCCCACAAAAUUGGUCUUUUUUGAUGUCUCGAAUUUCCUGAACCUGUUGUCCGAUUUAAGUGAUUUUUUUAAUAUGUCAUAGCCUUAUUCUUUAUCAAUAUCGCUGUAAUAAUAUUGUUGCCAGACAGGUAAACUAUCAUUGUAUACCAGGUGUACCAAUCAAACUGUGUUUUUUUCUCAAAGUUCACCACACACUGUGGAAUAUUCUAGCAUUUAUAAAAUACUGAAAUUAAAACCCAACUAUAGCCUGAGGUUUUUUUAACAUUCUGUUUUUUGAUUCAUUCGCUUACGUUGGAUAAUAAAAAAGUUUGGUACUUUAACAACUAGCCAUGUUCUUCAUCAAUACAGGGUGUUUCUAAUAAGUGUGACAAACUUUAAGGGGCAAUUCUGCAUGAAAAAAUAUUGACCGUUUGAUUUAUAAACAUAUGUCCGCAAAUGCUUACUUUCCUUUUCCGAGAUACGGGAUGUUGAAUUUUUUUUUACAAACUGAUGAUUUACUUAUGGCUCUAAAACCGGUUGAGAUAUGCAAAUGAAAUUUGGUAGGUUUUAAGAGGUUGUUAUUGCGCAUUUUUUGACAUGAAAUUAAGAAUUUUAUAUUCAUCAUUGGCGUUCAUGCGGGCAAUAUUACCCGUUAUAUUACCCGUAUGCGCGCCAAUGGAGAAUAUAAAAUUCCUAAUUGCAUGUCAAAAAAUGUGCAAUAACUGUCUCUUAAAACCUACCAAAUUUCAUUUGCAUAUCUCAACCGGUUUUAGAGCCAUAAGUAAAUCAUCAGUUUGUAAAAAGAAAUUCAACAUCCCGUAUCUCGGAAACGAAGCAUUUGCGGACAUAUGUUUAUAAAUCAAACGGUCAUUAUUUUUUCAUGCAGAAUUGCCCCAGUUUGUCGCACUUAUUAGAAACACCCUGUAUUGAUGAAGAACAUGGCUAGUUGUUAAAGUACCUAACUUUUUUAUUAUGCAACGUAAGCGAAUGAAUCAAAAAACAGAAUGUUAAGAAAACCUGAGGCUAUAGUUGGGUUUUAAUUUCAGUAUUUUAUAAAUGCUAGAAUAUUCCACAGGGCGUGGUGAACUUUGAGAGAAAAACACAGUUUGAUUGGUACACCCGGUAUACAAUGAUAAUUUAUCUGUCGAGCAACAAUAUUAUUACAGCGAUAUUGAUAAUGAAUAAGGCUAGAACAUAUUAAAAAAAUCACUUAAAUCGGACAACAGCUUUAGGAAAUUAGAGACAUCAAAAAUGACCCAUAUUUGUGGGGUGGCCGUUUUUGUGCCGGUCAGUGUAGUACAGCGAAAAUAACCCAACUGGUACUUGUCUUGUUUUGGCAGAACUAGAAUAUUGUAAAAUGUAAAUAUUAUUUUAUAUUUUGAUAGAAAACUGUAGGUACAUAUAUACAUGUAUCUGUUUUUGGCUGAAUA
Diabrotica virgifera virgifera (western corn rootworm) is the source of this 5406-nucleotide messenger RNA. Its product is annotated as zinc finger protein 271-like. Gene Ontology annotation, molecular function: DNA-binding transcription factor activity, RNA polymerase II-specific; RNA polymerase II cis-regulatory region sequence-specific DNA binding. The transcript has 8 exons. Gene Ontology annotation, cellular component: nucleus. Bases 348 to 3053 code for a protein of 901 amino acids. The record is from RefSeq and is a predicted model, not a curated record. Lineage: Eukaryota; Metazoa; Arthropoda; Insecta; Coleoptera; Chrysomelidae. Gene Ontology annotation, biological process: regulation of transcription by RNA polymerase II.